CCCUUGGCCGGCGAUCCCCGGGCGGGGGAGGCGCGGCCAUGGCUGCGCCCUGAGGAGCGGCGGUCCUGUCGGUACAGCAGUUCUUCACUUUCACCUAAAAUGGCCAAGCAAAAUUCUCCAUCUCUGGUUGAAGUUGUAAAAGAAGUUGCAGAGCGGCAGCAUUCACAGGCGUCAGAGAUAGAAAAAAGCAAAACAGUUCUUUUCCAAUUGCAGGCAAAGUUUCAGGAACUAGAAAAAGAAAUGAAUUCUAUUCUGUUAGAAACAAAGACAACAGAAAAGGAAAUACAUCUGCAAGAUGAUGCCAUAGAAGUGACAAAAUAUCACUGUGAAAAUCUGGAGGCCCAAGUCAGAGCCCAGUACUGUGAAAAUUUAAAGCUGAGGUGUGAUGCAGAAACAGUGCAAGAAGAGUUUGAGAUGAUACUUGCAAGAAAUAAUGAAUAUCGGGAAAAAAUAAAGAAUCAUAAACAUCGCUUUUGGGAGAUGGAUAAUAAAAUGCCAGUUAUGAUUGAGCUUGCUAAAAAGAAGGCUAUUGUUGAAGAAUUAAAGACAAAGAAAGAGGAGUUAAUGCGUGAUCUCCAGAAUCCAGAAGGAUCUGUUAUAAAACAAGUGCAGGAAGAAAUUACACUUUUAAAAAGUGAAAUCACAACAUUGAAAGAUUUCAUCAAUCAAAAAACAGAUCUGCUGGAAGUAGAGAAAAAAAAGCAUGCUAAGCUUAGAAAGGAAAUUGAGGUACAGAAUAAAAGAUAUGAUGCUAUUUUAAAACGUUUGCAUUGCCAACUGAACAAAGUCCAUUCAAAUAAAAGACAAUGGCACUGGAACAUUCAGCAGUUGGAGAAGAAGGCAACAGAACUAAGGAAGUGUCUUGGAGUAGUGGAGUUACAAAAUACCAUGUAACAAACAUAACAAAGCUAGAAUGUAGGUAAUCUUUUCCAGGCAGGGAAGAUUUUUUCCUGGAAAUACUACAACUCUUAAAUAGCAUGGUAGCUGAGCCAGACCUCAUUGAUUUCUUUCUUUUUAAAGUUUUCUGCACUUUCAUUUUCUGGACUAAACUAAAAUUUUUUUUUGUUUGGUUGGGCUUUUUCAGUUUUGGG
Neopelma chrysocephalum (saffron-crested tyrant-manakin) is the source of this 1091-nucleotide messenger RNA. RefSeq names its product coiled-coil domain containing 122 (gene CCDC122). The record is from RefSeq and is a predicted model, not a curated record. The transcript is spliced from 5 exons. The coding region runs from base 100 to 894 and encodes 264 amino acids. NCBI's taxonomy places the organism in Eukaryota, Metazoa, Chordata, Aves, Passeriformes, Pipridae.